CUAUCCAAAUUAGCAUCUUGUGUGUAUCGUAUCAUGGUAAAUGUAGAGCGGAUGUAGAAAUUUUCAUAAAUGUGGCAAGGUGUACAUUCUAUACAUAAAAAGUGACGUCACUACGUUAUUGUCAGUAAGACCGGUGUGACACAAUGGCAAUGUGUAUAUAAAGAUAUAAAACACGCAGAAAGAAAUUGGACGAUACCGUUAUGUUCUGCGUCUGUCAAACCUUUAAUCAGCUAAACGAUUUAGGAUACGAAUUCGACCCUUGAUAAACAGGCCGAACAAAGACAUCACACCCCGCACCAUCCUACCUGGUAACGUCUACCACCCGCACUCCCCAUGGCGGCAACGAACAUCACGAGCGCGUUUAGUAACACCGGCGUCGGCGGCGCGGAUAUCGUCGUCAUAGUUGUCUACCUGGUCUUUUGUCUUCUCGUCGGCCUCUGGGCAACAUGGCGGACUCAGCGGUCCAGCGUUCAGGGGUACUUCCUUGCCGGUAGGGACAUGCUGUGGUUUGCGAUUGGAGCGUCCCUGUUUUCCAGUAACAUUGGUAGCGGAAGUUUCGUCGGGCUCGCCGGCACUGGUGCGGCGUCGGGAAUAGCAGUCGCCAGCUACGAACUAAAUGGCCUGUUCUGUCUGCUGUUGCUGGCAUGGUUGUUUGUUCCUGUCUACAUUGCCAGUGGGGUUUACACACUUCCGGAAUACCUAAAGCGGCGGUUCGGCGGUCAGCGGCUGCAAGUGUACAUGUCCGUCCUGGCACUGCUCAUUUACGUUUUCACUAAGAUAUCGGCCGACAUCUAUGCAGGGGCUAUCUUCAUUCAGCAAUCAAUUGGUUGGAACAUGUACGUGGGAAUAAUUGUUCUGCUGGCCAUCACGGCCGUAUAUACCGUAUCGGGCGGACUUAAAGCUGUGAUCUACACAGACACACUACAGACGGUGAUAAUGGUUGGAGGAGCAUUUGUCCUUAUGGCACUGAGUUACGCAAAGGUAGGCGGCUUGAAUAAGCUUUACAAGGCCUACCCGGCGGCCAUCCCAUCGCCUCUUGUUAACGGCUCCGACUGCGGCGUGCCGACGGGAGCGGCGUUCCACCUGCUUCGGGACGCCAGCACCGGUGAUCUCCCCUGGCCCGGGAACAUCUUUGGGAUCACCAUUCUCAGCAUGUGGUACUUUUGCUCUGACCAGGUGCUGGUGCAGCGCUCCUUGGCGGCCAAGAACAUGCACCACGUGAAGGGCGGUUCCAUACUGGCCGCCUACCUCAAGAUCAUUCCGCUCUUCACAAUCGUGUUUCCGGGAAUGAUCAGUCGCGUGCUUUUCACGGACCAGGUGGCGUGUGUGGACCCGGACGUGUGUCGGGCGGUGUGCGACAACCCGGCCGGAUGUACCAACAUUGCCUACCCGAAACUAGUGGUGGAACUCAUGCCGCUUGGGCUCAAGGGGCUGAUGUUAGCGGCCAUGAUGGCGGCGUUGAUGUCAUCACUGACGUCAGUGUUCAACAGCUCGAGCACGAUAUUCACGAUCGACAUCUGGCACAGGGUGCGCCCGGGGGCCUCCGACGGGGAACUACUGGUCGUCGGCAGAGUGUUCGUUCUGGUAUUGGUCGGAGUGAGUGUAGUCUGGAUACCAGUGCUGCAGGCAUCACAAGGGGGACAACUUUUCAACUACAUCCAGUCUGUUACUGGAUACCUCGCACCACCAGUUCUCUCCCUUUAUCUUUUAGCCAUCCUCUGGAAACGAACAAAUGAACAGGGUGCAUUCUGGGGACUUAUGUCGGGACUGGUGGUAGGACUUAUUCGGAUGGGCCUCGAUUUUGGAUACGGAAGUCCCGGAUGUGGCGAGGAAGACACGCGGCCGGCCGUCAUCUCCAAGAUCCACUUCCUGCAUUUCACCAUCAUCCUGUUUGUCGUCAGUUUGGCGGUCACCGUCAUCGUGUCACUGAUGACGUCACCGAUACCGGACAAACACUUACAUCGUCUGACGUGGUGGACCCGGCAUAGCCAGACGACGCGGGAACCAUUCGCAGAGGAACUGGCCUUCACACAGAAAGCUGAUCUCGCCAGGGCCACACAAAUGGAGGAGCAGGCGGCAAAAAAUCAAGGACCACUCCCUACUUGGCGCCGUGUGUUAUAUGUCGUCUGCGGCUACGAAUCUCCGCACACGCAGCAGAUGGUAACGGAAGAAGAGAAGCUGGCGCAGCAUAAGUUACUGACGUCAAUCGAGGAGAAACCGCGCUGGAAGCUGUUCGUAAACAUCAAUGCCGUGGUCCUGAUGUUGAUCGGGAUGUUUUUGUGGGGAUUUUACUCUUAAGAUUAUCACCCAUUCUGGAUUUCAUAACUUAAAAUGUAAGCGAUAAGGUCAUAUCGAUUUUUUUAUUAGUAGAUCUAGAUAAAAGUUACAAUACAACUUCAAAUCAAACAAAAAACAUUACAAAUAUGGAAUACCGGUAAAAACCAUGUUAAAGCGUCGGUAUUUUGCAUUGUUUAAUUGUGUUGUGUAGCCUGAACAAACUGUCUCUUUUUAUCAUCAUUAGGAUUGCAUACACACAUUUUAAAAAUUGAUUGUUCUGUGAUUUCUUAUCCCUCACAUAAAUUAAUAGUGUUUUCAUCCUCCACAUUACUGUGAUUGAUUUAAUGUCUGCUGCCAAACAUUAUAUUGAACAUACGCAUGUACGUUACUUUAUUAUUAAAAUAUUUAUAUAAUUUGUCAAAGAGAUCACAUGCUAUUAGAACUAGAAACGCGUUUUAAGAAGUCGAUUCGUAGUUUUUUAUGGUGAUAUAUGUAGGACAACAAUACUUAGUAUAGUUUUAUAGUCAUUCUUCCGUUUUAUUUUAGUUAUGAUAUGUACAUCCGUAGUGUUGGCUUCACGUGGCUUUUAUUGUACGUACAUUCACUUUAUUAUGUGUAAGGCUUUUUUGUUCUCUUUGAUGUUCAUAUAAUAAAUACAGCUUUGCGUCAGAUGUCACUUAGUAACUAAUAAAGACAUGCUUCUGGUUCGUUAAAUAAUAAAAUGCAACAUAAGCUA
This is a messenger RNA of Dreissena polymorpha, 3013 nucleotides long. Its product is annotated as sodium/glucose cotransporter 4-like. The record is from RefSeq and is a predicted model, not a curated record. NCBI's taxonomy places the organism in Eukaryota, Metazoa, Mollusca, Bivalvia, Myida, Dreissenidae. Gene Ontology annotation, cellular component: plasma membrane. Gene Ontology annotation, molecular function: D-glucose:sodium symporter activity. The transcript has 17 exons. Gene Ontology annotation, biological process: transmembrane transport. Bases 334 to 2298 code for a protein of 654 amino acids.